Nicotiana tabacum (common tobacco) is the source of this 1654-nucleotide messenger RNA. The record is from RefSeq and is a predicted model, not a curated record. NCBI's taxonomy places the organism in Eukaryota, Viridiplantae, Streptophyta, Magnoliopsida, Solanales, Solanaceae.
AUGAUUUCUUAUUAAAGAAAACUUCCCUAAAAUUUCCCUCCUCCGGCGCUCCACUAAAAUCCAGUACCAAAAACCUCCAGUCAGUCUCCUGCGGCACUUUUCAGUUCUCUUCAACCCAAGAAUUGGUACGGUUAUCAAUAUCCCAAAACCCCAUUUAUCAAUUUCGUACGCUUCACAGCAACAAUGGAAAGUAGGUCGCGUUUAGCAGGUAUGGAAGUUCCCAUUAUUGGCAGCGAUUCGGUCAAGUUCGUUCAACUCUCCCUUCCCUCUUCUACUUCCACUUCCGCUUCCGCUUCUUCUCCAACUUCUCUUACAAGAGAUGUGGGUUCUUGCUCCAUCAUUGGAAAUCCUCCCGCCUAUUUCACUUGGAAAAUUUGCAGAAGUCAGCCAAAUGUGCUGGAAAUAAUGGAGUUCUGUGGUUAUAAGGAGUUCCCCAAAACUGGAUUGCAAAUUGUAUUCCCAGAAGCACUUUUUCCAUUUGCGCUGAUCUGCAAAAAUGAAAUGACAUUUUCUUCUGUCAGACCGUAUCUGCUUCAUGCCAUGACAGUAUCUGGGGUUGCUUAUCUUAUUAGACUUGAAAACAUCUCCAAUUAUGUAUCUAGCUCCCGCUUGCAAUCCGAUGACUUUGUUGAGUUCAACACUCUGACCCAUCCUCAUCAAGGAGCAACAACAGCAGUGGCAGGAAUAGCAGAAUUGAUGGUAGUUGGAAGAAGUGAUGGAUCUGUUGGAUGCUUCCAGCUUGGCAUCCUUGACCACCGAGCUCCAGGCUUUGUGCAGGAGCUGCGUGAUGAUGGUGGUCUUGGUCGUUUGUGGGGCGUUUUGUCAAGGGGCAGGUCGAUUGCAGCAGUGCAGGAUCUAGUAGUAUCAGAGUUCCACCAGAAAAAGCUUCUAUUUGUGCUUCACUCUGAUGGAAGCUUACGUGUGUGGGACCUUUCAAAUCAUUCCAGAAUUUUCAGUCAUUCUUUGAGUGUUUCACCAUCUGCAGGCUCUAGUUCUGUAAGGAUAUGGGUGGGAAGCGACCACAACAAUCCUGAUGCAAUUCCUCUGGCAGUACUACGAAAAGAUGAUUCGGAAGUUGGCACAGCGAUGAUCUCUUUGUAUAGCCUUUAUUUCAGUACUGGAGACAGAAUUAACUUGUUACUGGAUCCUUCAACAAAAAGCAUCUCAUUGGAAGAGCCUCAGGGUGAAGUCAUUGAUGUAAAACUUACUCCAAAUAAGCUGUGGAUACUCAGCGAAAAUGGAUUGGUCAUGAAGGAGUUGUUUUGUCAAAAUAGGAAAGAGGAAUUAGCUUAUUGCUAUUCUUUACAGAAUACAUUUGUUGCUGAGCAGCUGUUUCAAGGCUCUGAAAAUUCUUCAGAUGAUCUGCUUUGGCUUUGUCACACAGUUUUGUCAUCUUUAAAGGUACUCUAUACAUGCUGCUUUAGUAUCUUUUCUAUUUCUUGUUGUCUCUCCUUGUUGAUAUGUUCCAUUUGUUUACAUAGUCAUUUGCCUUUUCCUCCCCAAUUUGGUAAACUUCUUUUGAUUUUUUUUUUGCUGUAUAAACAUUGCGGCUCAACUUUAAAGGUUCUGCAGUAUCUUGAUGUCGUCAAUUAAUGUUAUUGACAUGUCAGAUUAAGCAUCAAUAUUAUUGUGAGAAGGUAGGGAGAAAAUAUGA